Molecule: messenger RNA, 1005 nt
Organism: Schizosaccharomyces japonicus yFS275
Lineage: Eukaryota; Fungi; Ascomycota; Schizosaccharomycetes; Schizosaccharomycetales; Schizosaccharomycetaceae
Product: STE/STE7/MEK1 protein kinase Byr1
Exons: 1
Coding region: 1-1005 (334 amino acids)
Biological process (GO): regulation of ascospore formation; conjugation with cellular fusion; pheromone response MAPK cascade
Cellular component (GO): cell division site; cell tip
Molecular function (GO): transferase activity; nucleotide binding; ATP binding
Source: RefSeq, a predicted model, not a curated record
AUGUUUCGACGGAAAAACAAAAAUGUCAAGAACUUAGUUCUUCAGCCCGUUUCGGUGACGGGCUACAACAACAAUCUGCUCCAACAGCAAUUCGACAACAAGGUCGAAGACUCUUUGGAACGGUACAUCCAUUCGACCGUCCAUCCCUCAUGGAUUCACGACCUCGACAACAUGAAGCUCGAGACAGUCCGGCCCAUUGGACAAGGAAACGGCGGGUCUGUAACGCUGGUUCGUUACAACCAGAUCUAUAUGGCAAAAAAGACUGUGUUUGUUGGAUCCAAUGUCAAGGUCCAGAAGCAGAUUCUGCGAGAGAUGGAUGUGCUCCACCACUGCAAGUCGCCCUUCAUUGUCGGCUUCUACGGCGCGUUUCUCGACACAAACGGGAUUUGUUUGUGUAUGGAGUACAUGGAUUGCGGGUCGCUUGACCGCAUCCUGUACAUGGGCGGUCCUCUGCCAUGUGACGUACUCGGGACGAUUGUCGUGGCUAUGGUGAAGGGCCUACAGUACCUUUACAACGUUCUGCACAUCAUCCACCGUGACCUCAAGCCGGCAAACGUGGUGGUCAACUCGGCCGGACUCAUCAAGCUGUGUGAUUUCGGCGUGUCGGGAGAGCUAAUCAACUCGAUGGCCGAGACGUUUGUGGGCACGUCGACAUACAUGUCUCCCGAGCGGAUUUGUGGCGAGAACUACACGAUCAAGAGUGAUAUAUGGUCGUUGGGUAUCACGAUUUACGAGCUUGCCACGCAGAAGUUGCCGUACGCUGGCACGGAUGCCGAGGAGGAACCGGCAGGGAUCCUGGACCUGCUUCAGCUAAUCGUCCACGAGGAUCCUCCCCGUCUUCCCGACACAUACCCUGAAAGCCUGCGCCUUUUCGUGGAAGCGUGUCUGCAAAAGGACCCUGCCAUCCGAGCAACUCCUCAACAACUGUGCACCAUGCCGUACUUUCAGACUGCCCUCACCACAAACGUUGACAUACGGUCGUGGGCUCUCCAGUACAAGAUUUAA